Moneuplotes crassus is the source of this 1456-nucleotide messenger RNA. NCBI's taxonomy places the organism in Eukaryota, Ciliophora, Spirotrichea, Euplotida, Euplotidae. The record is from the annotation of a GenBank genome assembly.
AAAGACUAAGAUUGAAGAUUCAGAGCACAAAGAUUAAGACCAAGGAGAGGAGGUCGAAAAGAAGCUAUGCUUAUAUUAGAAUGAAAGAGCGGAGUUACACCCAGAUAAUUAUGAAGAAAUCCAGUUGAGCUCCCAAUUUAUAUGGGAUGCAUUUGCUGAAAAUAAGCUAAUUCAUCCUCAGAGAUAAUAAAGUUGAGAAAUAUUUCAACAAUAUUUUUUAGCAUUGCUAUCAAUUAAACACUGGAUGAGAUUCAAGUCUUUAAUCUUCUUCAAACUUUCAGUCGGUCAUAUCUAUUAUCUCACCAACAACGUAACUGGAGGAAGGUAUCCUUACUAUUUCAAUGUCUUCUUCCAAUACUAAAUGAAGAUGGGUUAAAGUAUCAAAUUUAUCUUUGGAUAUGAACUAGCUACACUUUUAUCUAUGAAAGCAUUUUAGGUUCAAUGAUACUUUAUAGCUCCUGAAAUCUAACAGAGUUUAUUUUUCAUGCUUCAGUCAAAUUGAUGUUGAAGAUCUUGCUCAAGUUCAUACAACUUCUCUAGCUCAGAGAAUUUUAUCAGCUGGGGGCUAAAAGAUGGUGAAACAUCCAAAAUGUUCAGUGAAGAAAGUACUGAGAACAAGCAUACCCCAGAAUGAGCAAGACUUGCUGCUGGAAGUUCUCUCCAAACAAUGAAAGAUGUGGUGACAUCUCCAUUUACUUCCAAGGCUGCAUCCUCUUUGAUGAGACCUCCUUGUCAUCAUGGUACAGAAGGAUAUUCAAACGGGUAUUGAUUUUUCAACAAUGCAGCUAUUGCUGCUCAUUUUGUAAUCAAGAGUUACAAUCUUAAACGUUUCUUGAUACUUGACUGGGAUGUAAGUCAUUGAGAUGAAACUCAAGAAAUAUUUUAUGAAUCAUCAAAAGUAUUCUUUAUAUCUGUUCACAGAUGGGAAAUGGAAAAUAUUUCCUUUAUAAGAACUGCUCAGGCUACACCUAUUUGGGCAGUAAGCAAGGAGAAGUGUUCAACCUCAAUGUACCAUGAAAUACCACUGAGGAGAAAGACGAUCUCAGUGAAAUAGAGGCUAAAUAAUACCAAUUUCUUUUUGAGAACCUCUUAUUUUACAUAAUGGCAGAGUUCGAUCCAGAGCUAAUCAUUGUCAGUGCAGGAUUUGACUCAGCUAAAGGAUAUCCUCUUGGUCUCCAAUAAGUGGAUCAUUAAUUUUAUUCUUGGCUUUGAGUAAAUUUACAAAAGGUAUUCCCCAAAAAUAGUAAUGGUCUUAGAAGGAGGAUACUGAAUGAAUACUUUAGCCAAUUGAUAUGUUCUCAAUGCUAAAGCUUUGACAAGGUAUGCAUAAGAAUUUAUCGGAGAAGAAGUAACUCAAGAGGAUCUUAUCCCGGAGCCAUUUCAAUCUAUGAUCGACACUGCAAAAGCUCACUCAAAGUAUUGGAAAUCAGCCCAACACUUCAUUGCUAAAUAUGCA